Molecule: messenger RNA, 1383 nt
Organism: Antechinus flavipes (yellow-footed antechinus)
Lineage: Eukaryota; Metazoa; Chordata; Mammalia; Dasyuromorphia; Dasyuridae
Gene: MED7
Product: mediator complex subunit 7
Exons: 2
Coding region: 80-778 (232 amino acids)
Biological process (GO): regulation of transcription by RNA polymerase II
Cellular component (GO): mediator complex
Molecular function (GO): transcription coregulator activity
Source: RefSeq, a predicted model, not a curated record
GUCGGCGGCCAUAGACGCGGUUUAUCCGCGACGCUUUAGAGGCUUCUUGGCGUAGUGGGAGGUACUUGGAUUUUUCAAAAUGGGUGAACCUCAGCAAGUGAGUGCACUCCCUCCACCACCAAUGCAAUACAUCAAGGAAUAUACAGAUGAAAACAUCAGGAAGGGUCUUGCUCCUAAGCCGCCACCUCCAAUAAAGGACAGUUAUAUGAUGUUCGGCAACCAGUUCCAAUGUGAUGACCUUAUCAUCCGCCCUUUGGAAAGUCAGGGCAUUGAACGACUUCACCCUAUGCAGUUUGAUCAUAAGAAAGAACUAAGAAAACUAAAUAUGUCUAUCCUUAUUAACUUUUUAGACCUUCUAGAUAUCUUAAUUAGGAGUCCUGGAAGCAUAAAACGAGAGGAAAAGCUGGAAGAUCUAAAGCUGCUUUUUGUUCAUGUGCAUCAUCUUAUAAAUGAGUACCGACCCCACCAAGCAAGGGAAACACUCAGGGUCAUGAUGGAAGUACAAAAAAGGCAGCGCCUUGAAACAGCUGAAAGGUUUCAGAAGCAUUUGGAACGAGUUAUUGAAAUGAUCCAGAAUUGCCUGGCUUCUUUACCUGAUGAUUUGCCCCAUCCAGAAGGAGGAUUGAGGUUAAAAACUGAGCCAGUAGAUAUGGAUGACAGCAAAAAUUGUAUUGGACAGAAUGAACAGCAAGAGAAUUCUAGUCACAGAAGAGACCAGAUUAUAGAGAAAGAUGCUGCUUUGUGUAUCUUAAUUGAUGAAAUGAAUGAAAGGCCAUGAAAUCUUUUUAAAAUUUGUUGUACAAACUUUGGGGGUGGGGGGAGGCGGAGGCGGGACAGGGUUAUGUAGCCAAAAAUUGUAUGACAUUGUCUUGCUUGAUACUCUUGAAACUUGUAUAGAAAUAUAAAUUUGCCUGAUCAUGACAUUAUGCAUUUAAAGGUGGAAAAAAAUUUUUUUCAAACAAGUUCUUAGCUACAGGUUAACACAAUAGGUGAAAUGUUGCCUAAUGGCUUGAGCUGAAUUCAGAGAUUUACUUCUUUUUAAAAAUAUAAUACAAUUGGAGCCUUCCUGAAGAGAACUGAAUACAUCUAAGUUGGGUUGCAGUUCUCUUAAUUUAAUUUAAUUUUUAUUUUAUUUUAGUUGGUCAUAUACAAAUAAACUUUCAUUUGAGCUACAGAAAAUGCUCCAUAACAUGUUAGAUUUUGUAAUUAACAUUUAAUUUAAAAGUAAAUUUAAUAAUAAUUUGAGUAGUUUUUUUUCAGUUGUAGUUUGUAUUCAUAAAAUUCUAAUCAGUAAAAUAUCAUGACGUAAAUAUUUAUUUUAAAAGUUCAUAAUUUGGAAAUCACUUUCCUAAGAAUAAAACACUUGAGUGGACUGAAUUCAAA